AGAACGAUCAGCAGUUUUCAGCCAGCCAGAAGCGGUCUAUACACAUGAGGGAGAGAUGGAGACUAUGAAGACUCUGCUGAAGGUUUAUCUGCUGCUGCUGAUCGGACCUCCUUUCACUUUGGAACAAACAAUGGCCCAGUACAUCACUGAGCUCCAGGUGUCUCUAGAUGAAACUGAAGAGACGUAUCUUUGUAGUCAAGGUUUCAGCAAAAUUGAUGUUGACCUGAACAAAGGAGCUGAAGGAAAAUACAUCUACCUUUGGUACAAAAAAGGCAGCAGCUCAGCAAUCACCAGGAUUCAGCUUACAUUCAAUGAUGACAUGAGCAGGGGUCUGAUCACUGCAGGUUACCAGAAGAUUUACAAAGACCUCAAUGCCGGAGCAGGCGGAGACUACAUUUACCUGUGGUACUACAGAGGUAACUCGGAGUACGAUGUUCCCAUUGUGGACCUCCAUGUCUCCAUAGAAGCAGAAGAUGAAGCCCAGAAGCUUUCAUCAGGAUGGGAGAGACUGGCCUGUGAUCUGAACCGGAAAGCUGGAGGAAAAUGGAUCUAUCUGUGGGUUAAGAGGGAGACACCAACCUACAUCUGUGACAUCACUGCCAAUGCUGACUAUGAUGGAGAUGCUCUCUACUUCCUGAACGGCUAUAUCAGAGUGGAUGAAGACACCAACAGAGGUGCAGGAGGAUCCUUCGUCUUCAUCUGGUACCGUCAGACCACUAACUCUCAAAGAGCCAUUAAAUAUCUGGAAAUCUCCAUUAACGAUAUAGAGAAGCAGAUGUUUCCAAAUCUGGGCUUUACAAGGGUAACUACUGAUCUAAGCAAGGGGACAGAAGGAAGUUCCGUGUACCUGUGGUACGACAAAGAUGUUGACGACGGUCAACCCAUCAAGGCGGUCUCUGUGAUGGUCAACACAGGAGCUGUGGAGCGGUACAGAAAUGCCGGGGUCUUCAUCAUUUCAAAAGACCUCAACAGUGGGAACGAAGGAAACCUUCUGUACCUGUUCUUCAGUCGCUGAGAGUCACGAUGGUAAAAGAGCUGAGCAUGCUCACUGGGCAGAAACCGAAGAAUCAAAGGUGUUCCUGUCUAAUCAGUUUGAUGUUUUUUCUUUCCUUUCUGAAAUUAUGUUCACCCACUGUGAUCUCAGAUCUUUGACUCCAACAAUGAUCAUUGAUCCUACAAUUAAUCUGUUUGAUUAGCUCUGUCUCAAUAAAGUUUCAAUAAAGUCUCUUCAGCACAUGAAA
Messenger RNA from Oreochromis aureus, 1241 nucleotides. RefSeq lists its product as uncharacterized. The transcript is spliced from 3 exons. Bases 56 to 1015 code for a protein of 319 amino acids. The record is from RefSeq and is a predicted model, not a curated record. NCBI's taxonomy places the organism in Eukaryota, Metazoa, Chordata, Actinopteri, Cichliformes, Cichlidae.